AUGGAUCAUGGAUUUAGAUUUAUAUGGAAGAAUCUGAUAGAAACUAGGAGAUUGUUAUGGAUAAUGGUGCUAACAUUUGCUGCAGUUUUGCUUGUUCAAUUUUUCGAACUUCCUCGAGAUAAUGUUUUAUCAUCUCUCCUUUCUGCUGGAAAAGUUGCAUUUUUUGGUAAAAGGAACUUCCCAGAUAAAGGAUUAUCUUCGAGUCUUGGAACUGUUGGAAACAUCACAAAUACAUACACGAUUCAGGAGAUACCAAACAGUGCUAAGAUCUUGAACUUGACGAAAGAAGAGUAUGAAGGAAAUGAAGGUGAAGACGAGAGAACCAAGUUUGAUUGUGUUCUCAAGAAGAAUGGUAGUAUUCACAUAGAGUUCACUUCUGCAAAUAAUGGAAGUUCGCUUCGGGACUCAGGGAAAUGUAGAGAUUUUGAGCGUGCAAUUUCCUCAAGAAAUGCCACUGAGAAGAAUGAUACUUCACCAGGGAAUAUCCAAACACAACACGUUCCUUCAACACCUGGCCAAAAUGAGAGCUCGGGUUGUGCUUCUGAAUGCCUUCCAGCAUUUUCAUCACUUAGUCCAGUCUCUCCAACAAAAUUGGAUUCAGUAACUCCUGUGAUAUCAGUGGAAACUAACCGUUCUCCAGUGCUCAAAAUGCCACUGGAGAGUAAUAUAAGCAUUGAAAACAAUAAUUCUUCUAUGGCACCUUCUCGAACCCAUGGAAAGUCCGAAAUGCCAAAAUUAGCCCCCGUGACAAUAUCUAAGAUGAAUGUGUUGCUGCUGCACAGUCAUUCAUUUUCUAAUUCAACACCACCACAACAGAUUUCAACCGGCGAUAAGGAACUACUACAUGCAAAACUUGAGAUAGAAAAUGCUUCAUCUAUAGAUGCUGAUUCAGGACUUUAUGGACCUGUUUAUCGAAAUAUUUUCAUGUUCAAAAGGAGCUACGAUUUGAUGGAUAAGAUGCUGAGAGUUUAUAUUUACAAGGAAGGAGAGAAACCAAUCUUCCAUGAAUCAAUACUUGAGGGAAUAUAUGCAUCUGAAGGCUGGUUCUUGAAGCUUUUAGAAUCAAACAAACAAUUUGUAACUGAAGAUCCCACAGAAGCUCACUUAUUUUACAUACCUUUUAGUUCACGACUGCUGGAGUUAUCACUUUAUGUGCGCAAUUCACACAGUCGCAAAAACCUGAUAGAUUACAUGCAGAACUAUGUCGAAAUGCUUAUUCAGAAAUAUUCUUUCUGGAACAGGACCAACGGAGAAGACCAUUUUCUGGCUGCUUGUCAUGAUUGGGCUCCUGCUGAAACAAGAGGACGUAUGCUAAGUUGCCUAAGAGCACUGUGCAAUGCUGAUAUCAAAACAGGCUUUGUCAUUGGUAAGGAUGUUUCUCUUCCUACCGUAAAUGUUCAAUCAGCCAAGAAUCCUCUCAAAGAUAUUGGAGGCGAACCUGCCAUCAAAAGGCCAAUCCUCGCCUUUUUUGCCGGUUACAUGCAUGGUCGAGCCCGUCCAAUUCUCCUGAAACAUUGGGGAAAAGAUCCCGACAUGAGAAUUUUCAAUCGACUGCCUCAUGUCAAGGGAAACAAGAAUUACAUUGAGUAUAUGAAGAGCAGCAAGUAUUGCAUUUGCGCCCGAGGUUUUGCAGUGCACAGUCCCAGAGUUGUGGAAUCCAUUUUCUUCGAAUGUGUCCCGGUAAUUAUAUCCGACAACUACGUACCUCCAUUUUUCGAGGUUUUGAACUGGGAAUCCUUUGCUGUUUUCAUCUUAGAAAAGGAUAUUCCUAAUUUGAAGAACAUACUGCUAUCUAUUCCUGACGAGAAAUAUCUCGAGAUGCUAAAUGGCGUGAAACAGGUACAGAAACAUUUUUUUUGGCAUGCUGAGCCUGUAAAGUAUGAUUUGUUUCACAUGACUCUUCACUCAGUUUGGUACAACAGAGUUUUCAGGUUAAAUUUGGCAUAG
This is a messenger RNA of Fraxinus pennsylvanica, 1947 nucleotides long. The record is from the annotation of a GenBank genome assembly. NCBI's taxonomy places the organism in Eukaryota, Viridiplantae, Streptophyta, Magnoliopsida, Lamiales, Oleaceae.